Alligator sinensis (Chinese alligator) is the source of this 4269-nucleotide messenger RNA. RefSeq names its product calcium/calmodulin-dependent protein kinase type IV-like. Bases 483 to 1682 code for a protein of 399 amino acids. NCBI's taxonomy places the organism in Eukaryota, Metazoa, Chordata, Crocodylia, Alligatoridae. The record is from RefSeq and is a predicted model, not a curated record. Gene Ontology annotation, molecular function: calcium/calmodulin-dependent protein kinase activity; calmodulin binding; ATP binding. The transcript has 12 exons. Gene Ontology annotation, biological process: protein phosphorylation.
GAAGGUCACUUGUAGACUGCGGCGGCCGGGCGUGGUGUUGUGUCUUGCCUGGGCCCCACAAUAAUGACACAGCCGGAGCGCCAGCCACGCGCCGGCGACUGACGGCGAUGCCGGACGGCUCGGACUGAGGCUGGCGCUCGCUCUCAGCAAGCCUGGCCUCAGGUGGCCUGGGCAUCUCCUGGGCUUCGGAGGCUGCAUCGCGAGCUGCCAGCUGCAGCCGAAUUGGAGCAUCCUUCGAGACCGCCUGCCCGGGAUGGCUCGGAUGGCCCGGGGCAGCUUGCAAUGUGGGCCUUGAGAGCCAGGGCCGGGAGCCAGCUCGGCAGGGGGGGGCACGGGGGUGUAUUUUGGUUUCUGCAUCACCCUGGAUGCGUGGGACUUCAGCAAGCGGGCGCUGAGCAGGGGCUGGACCGCGGGGAGGAUUCGUGGCAUGCAGCUCGUCCCUCUCUAAGGUAGGGAAUAGAGUCCUUCCGGCAGCCUCCGAAAUGCCGACCUCUGAGCCCGGAGCCGAGUACUGGAUCGACGGGUCCCAUCGCGACACGGCCCUGGAGGAUUUCUACACCAUGGGCCCGGAGCUGGGCAGGGGGGCCACCUCCGUGGUGUACAGCUGCAAGGAGAAGGGGACCCACGCCCAGUAUGCAGCCAAAAUCCUGAAGAAGACGAUCGACAGAAAGAUCGUGAGGACCGAGAUCGGCGUCCUGCUGAGACUGUCCCACCCCAACAUCAUCAAACUGAAGGAGAUCUUUGAAACCCCCUCCGAGAUUGCUCUUGUCCUCGAGCUGGUGACGGGAGGCGAGCUCUUUGACAGGAUCGUGGAGCGGGGAUUCUACAGCGAGCGAGAUGCUGCCCACGUGGUCAAGCAGAUCCUGGAGGCGGUCUCCUACUUGCAUGAAAACGGAGUCGUCCACCGUGACCUGAAGCCGGAGAACCUGCUGUACGCUGACCUGUCCCCCAACGCCCCGCUCAAAAUCGGUGAUUUUGGGUUGUCCAAGAUAGUGGAUGAGCAAGAUGCCAUGAAAACUGUUUGUGGCACUCCGGGGUAUUGUGCCCCUGAGAUCCUCCACGGUUGUCCCUAUGGCCCUGAGGUGGAUAUGUGGUCCGUGGGUGUCAUCACAUACAUACUGCUUUGUGGGUUUGAGCCAUUUUUUGAUCCAAGAGGGGACCAUUACAUGUACAGCAGGAUACUGAACUGUGACUUUGAAUUUGUAUCCCCUUGGUGGGAUGAAGUUUCCCUCAAUGCCAAGGACUUGGUUCGGAAACUGAUAGUGCUGGACCCACAGAAGAGGCUCACGGUACAGCAAGCCUUGGAACACCCCUGGGUCACGGGGAAGGCAGCUAAAUUUGCUCACAUGGAUAGCACACAAAGGAAACUGCAAGAGUUUAAUGCCAGAAGGAAACUGAAGGCUGCAAUGAAAGCUGUAGUGGCUUCCAGCCGUCUAGGUAACCACGGGCAUCACGACAGCUCCAGAAACGGACGUAGUCGAGAACGUACCAAAGCAUCUCGCCUGGCUCAGGGGCCUGAGAACUCCUGCCUUCCCGAAGGUCUUCAUAACCCCUCUGUGUCCGGCCUGCAAGCUGCCCCUGCGCCGCGUCCCUUGGCAAAGGCUGAGAACCUCGGCACUUUCCGAAGCAACUGCCCAGCGGCUUCCAAGGUCACGCUGAAUGGCACGAGCUGUGAAAGUUAACACUGUCGAGGAGGCUGCUGCCUAGUACCGCCUUUGAAUAAGCAAUAUCCCCCUGACUCUUGGACACAUCCCUGUAGCGAGGUGGGGGAAAGGAAGAAUCGGUGACGGAAGGAGCACCGGGGAAACCAUUGGAAACUGGGACUCUGAAUAAUACGUAGUAUGUUGUAGGUGGGCUUUGAUAAGCACUUGGUCUGCCAUGUGAAGCAUCUUUGUUUUAACGUCCUAUUUCCAGUACAGUUGUAUGUAACUGGUCACUGUUGGGGGGAGUUGGGGGUGCUUGUACUAAGAAGCCACGGGUGGGUAAGUUGGUCUCCAGACAUAGUACUUAUGGCCAUCUUGCCCCAUGUGGCAUAUAAAAGAAGAGCAAACAGCCAAAAAAAAUAAUUUUCACCUUCCGUACUAAGGAAAUAACAUUCUCUUUGUGACUUGUUUUAUAAUGUAAAGUAGAUAGUCGUUGUGGGUGUUACAUAAGGAAAGAGGGUAAAUCCAUAUUAUUAUUAUAAUUAUUAUCCAUAUGAUCCAGCUGAGGGACACUGGCAUUUUAGGUAAGGGUUGGUAGGCACAUUUGAACCUAGAAUUUUGGUCCUGUACAAAUAAGAAGUGCUUGUCAGCGAUUCUUUUAUAAUCUGUGGGUAGCAGAGCCCCGUUUGAUUUGGACUUCCAGUGCAGCAAAGUUUCAGUUGCUCUUAAAAUGUUCACUCCUGCUCUGAGGAUAACAGAUUCUUGGGCUGACAGACUGAAAUAACGUGAUUCUUAACAACAGAGACAAUUGGCUAAGUAAGUUGAGAUUCUGUGUUUGCUUUUUACGCCACAAUUUCCAUGGUUAGUAUUAACAAUGAGCAAUGCAAAUAUUUCUACUGAGCACGGUAAGACUUUGUAACAUGUAAAAGGUACUGCUGUUUCUCGACUGCAGAAAAUGUCUUUGUACAAUAUAAUGUUGGGGGGGGGUUUAAGAUCAUUUAAAUCAGCAGAUAGGUUAUUUGGAAAAAACCCCAAUUAGCAUUUUUGUAAGCAAUGACAUAACACACUUUUGGGUAACCAUGCGUAGGGGCCAGAUUUGUGCAAAGUAGGUUGAAAAUCACAUUCAAACCAUUGUGUCAAGGCACUGGCUGUGUGGGCCAAAGCCUCAGCUGGUAUGAACUGGUAGUGCUCUAUUUAAGUUAACAGUGCUACACUGACUUAAACCAGUUGAGGAUUUGGUCCAAAGGGUACAACAAUGGGAUCCAAACAGAAAACCCCAACUGUAAGAGACUGCAGUGUGUAAAUAAGGCUCAUUUUGGUACUCUGUAUAUACAAUUCAGUAUCUGAUAACUAAGGGCUUGCAAAGAAACCUUACCUUUUUGCUUAACCUUCACUUAAAGUGUUAGUUUGUUAGAUGCAGACAGCUUGCUAGAAGACGAAGGGAAGCAAGACAUGGAGCUGUAAAAAAAAAAAAGAGAGACAACAAAGGUGACAAAUCGGAAGAUGAUCAGAGUUCUUCACAGCACAAGUAGAAACUGGAAAGACUGUGCAUAAAGGUUUAGAAAGUUAUUCUGGGCCCCUUGUUGAGUGUUUUGAAGUGAAGCCAAACAGAUAUAGCAAAGAGAGAUUAAGUCUAAACAGGUUUUGCUGAUGGGGAAAGAACUCAUUCUAAGUAAAAAGGUUUUCCUUGAAUUAACAUUUAUGUCGUAUAUGGGAAAUGGGUCUCUGAGAAGUGCAGAGAAGGAUAUUGGUUUGGAUCAAGAAGAUUACCGUUUGGGGGUAAUAUAGCAGAACAGAAUGUGGAGUUCUGGAAAUACCCAAUUAAAGACUAAUGUAGAUCGUGUUGAUAUAAGGAGGGAACAAUGGAACAGAAGUAUUGGAACAGAGGAGAGAGGGGUUUUUAAUGCACUGUAUUAAUUGACCACACACAAUGCUGAACACUUUCGGCACUCACCUUGCAGAGGUCUUUGGGUGAAAUCCACUCCCCAUCACAGUCGGUGGCAAUUUUUGCAUAGAUUACAAUGGGGUGAGGGCUUCACCUGUCUGUGUGUGCUUUGUUUAAGCAUCUGUUUAACUGUUUUGCAAGAUCAGGACCUCAGUGCUUGGCAUACCUUACAGGAUCCAGGCCAUAAAAUUUAGGGCCCAAGUUUUUGAAAGGCUGAAUAACUCUAGUGCUUACUUUAAUGAGUGUUUUGGGUAUUCUUAAUUUUUCCAGACUGGCUAUUUUGGGGGAAAAAAGCAAGGUAGGAAGAGAGAGAAGGAUUUAGUUACGGUAGUUAUCAGCCCUCAGGCCUGCGAGACCAGAGAGAGGGAGAAAAAAACCCAAAACAAAGGCUACUGCUGCGAUAGAAAAAACUUAAGGGAAAACUGUAAGCAAAAAAGGAAAAAAAAAUGUUAAUGCCUUUUAUGUCAUGUCAACAACGAAUGAUUCUGUAAGCAACUGUAUUUAAAGAUAGAGAAGAUACACUCCAGGGAGUAAACCUAAAUAGAACGUGCAAUUUUGAUCUGUAGGUGUGUUUUCAGAAUGUGUUUUAAAAACGAUUCACAGAUUCAAUCUAGUGCUAAUGUUUUCCAUGUUAAAGGUAUUUAUAAGCAUAGUGGCAAAUAAUAAAAUAUCAAUUAUGGA